GCUUCGAAGUAAUAUCAAAGCAACCCACAUAAACGAGUGAGAGAGAGAGAGAGAGAGCACACAGAGAGAAGCAAACCCUUGUAAAACCCUUUCACAAGUAGAAAGAAGCAGAGUAGAGUUAGGGCUCGGAGCUUUCUCUCUUCUUCGAAGACGAACACAAGCUAAGAAAUUCAAUGGACAUCGAUUUGAAAGCACCUGAGGAAACCGCAUCGGCAAUGCAAAUGGACUCGGAGGAAUUGUCUGAAUCUAAAGCUAAAGAGAAAGAUGAUAUCACUAAGUCAAUGGGCAAACUACAUAUGGAGGAGUCAUCAUCUGCCCAGGAAGGGACAUUAUCAAUUACAUUCAAGAAAAAGCCAGUUAUCAUUAUUGUUGUAGGAAUGGCUGGGAGUGGGAAAACGACGUUUCUUCAUCGGUUGGUGUGUCACACACAAGCUUCAAAGAUGCGGGGUUAUGUGAUGAACCUUGACCCUGCUGUCAUGACACUCCCAUAUGGUGCAAAUAUUGAUAUAAGAGACACUGUUAGGUACAAGGAAGUGAUGAAGCAGUUCAAUCUAGGUCCCAAUGGAGGAAUAAUGACAUCGCUCAACUUGUUUGCAACAAAGUUCGAUGAGGUUAUAUCAGUUAUUGAGAAGCGAGCAGAUCAGCUCGAUUAUGUUCUUGUCGACACUCCUGGUCAGAUUGAGAUAUUCACGUGGUCUGCUUCUGGAGCAAUAAUAACAGAAGCUUUUGCUUCAACCUUUCCCACUAUAAUUACUUAUGUAGUUGAUACACCUCGUUCUGCCAAUCCAUCUACUUUUAUGAGCAAUAUGCUUUAUGCUUGUAGCAUCCUUUACAAGACAAGGUUGCCUUUGGUAUUGGCAUUCAACAAGACUGACGUGGCUCAACAUCAAUUUGCUUUGGAGUGGAUGGAAGACUUUGAGGUAUUUCAUGCGGCACUAGAUUCAGAUCACUCGUACUCUUCAACCCUUACUAGAAGUUUAUCUCUUGCUCUAGAGGAGUUUUAUGCGAAUUUGCGAUCUGUUGGAGUAUCUGCUGUCUCUGGUGCUGGGAUGGAUGCUUUCUUCAAGGCCAUUGAAGCAAGUACUGAAGAGUACAUGGAAACUUAUAAGGCUGAUCUGGACAAGAGGCGAGCAGAGAAGCUACGGUUGGAGGAAGAACGUAGGCGGGGGAACAUGGAGAAGCUAAGGAAAGACAUGGAGAAGUCCAGGGGGGAAACUGUUGUCUUGAGCACAGGCUUGAAGGACAAAGAAGCUGCUGGCAAGGCCAUGGUGGAGGACGAAGAUGAGGAAGAGGAAGAUGAAGACAAUGACUAUGAGAGGUUUACUGAGGACGAGGACGAGAUAGAUGAGGAUGAAGACGAAGAGAUUGCCAGCUUUUCAUUUUAACUUUUACGAAUUUUUCCUGGCAAAUUUUCAUGAAACAAUACUUUGUAUAGGGCAGUAACUAAACCACCUUUUCGAAGGCACACAGGUCGGCCUGACUUAUUUGUAAGAUGAGAUAUUGUCCUUGGGUGCUAGUUGUCUGAUAACCCUUUCUGGACUUCAAAUUAGUCUAAUGGGUUUGCUUAAACAAGUA
Messenger RNA from Cornus florida, 1575 nucleotides. Its product is annotated as GPN-loop GTPase QQT2. The record is from RefSeq and is a predicted model, not a curated record. Gene Ontology annotation, molecular function: GTPase activity. The coding region runs from base 174 to 1385 and encodes 403 amino acids. The transcript is spliced from 7 exons. Lineage: Eukaryota; Viridiplantae; Streptophyta; Magnoliopsida; Cornales; Cornaceae.